UGAAGAUCCGAAUAACACCAGAGAGAGACCAGACUCUUACUCUGACAGCGGGAGUACUUCAGGGGAACCAGACCCAGAGAUGCCCAAACCAGYGAAACCACACCACUGCUCCCAAUGUGGAAAURKAUUUUUCUCAUCAGGUGACCUGAAAAAGCAUAAGAGAACACACUCUGUAGAGAGGCCUUUCCAAUGCUCUCAGUGUGGAAAGAGAUUUAUCCAGUCAUCACAUUUGAAAGAGCAUAAGAUAAUACACACAGGAGAGAAGCCUUUCCAAUGCUCCCAGUGUGGAAAUAGUUUUACCCGGUUAAGGGACCUGAAUAGGCAUAAAGGAAUACACACAGGAGAGAAGCCUUACCAAUGUUGUCAUUGUGGACAGAGUUUUAGGUGGUUAGUGACCCUGAAAACACAUGAGAGGACACAUACAGGAGAGAAGCCUUUCCAAUGCUCCCAGUGUGGGAAUGCUUUUACACGGUUAGAGAAGCUGAAAGAACAUAAGAGAAUUCACACGGGAGAAAAGCCUUUCCAAUGCUUGCAGUGUGAAAAAAGAUUUAUCCAGUCAUGGCAUCUCAAAGAGCAUGAGAGGAUACACACAGGGGAGAAGCCUUUCCAAUGCGUCCAGUGUGGAAAGAGUUUUAUCCGGUUAAGGUACCUGAAUAAGCAUAAAGGAAUACACACGGGAGCAAAGCCGUACCACUGUUCUCAUUGUGAACAGAGUUUUAGGUGGUUAGUGAGCCUUAAAACACAUGAAAGAAUACACACAGGAGAGAAACCUUUCAACUGCUCUCAAUGUGGAAUUACUUUUACCUUGUUAGGGAGCCUGAAAUCACACCAGAGGACACAUGAUAAAAGYCAUACCACUGCUCUCAUUGUGGAAAGAGGACAUGAAAUCACAUGAUCGAAUAUAGAGGCUGGGGCCAUAUUUGCGAACAUAAGCAAGCAUUUAAAGUUAAAUAGUUUUCACACACAAAAUGCAUAUCAGCCAAUGAAAAGUGUUGAUUUACUUACAUGUGACUGACCGCUAAUUUGUAGCUGCUCCCAUCAGAUAACAUUAACCCUAUGCUAACCUCCCCAGUUGGCAGUGAUUACAUCCUGGCACAACUUCUGCCUCAGCCUAUCAAAUAUCUUAGAUAUUCUAUACACCAACCAAUGGUAUUUCUUAAAAUAGGUCAACCCUGGCCAUGYGUUUUUAAGGGAAAAAGRUAAAUCAGGUCCUUACAAAAAAGUUUAUCAUCGUUAAAAAACAAAGAGCCAUAUGGAUUUAUCAAAUAGUGUAGCAGUCAUGUAGUCUAUUAMCAGUGGUGGAUAAAGUMCCCAAUUGUCAUACUUGGGUAAAAGUAAAGAUACCUUUGUUAGUUUCUAAUUUUCAGAGUUAAAACUCAAAGGAGACUAUGAAAGCUUAAACCAAGUUUAUUCUUCCCAGAGGAUCAAUGCAGCUGUAUUGUUACACCAUGUAGGAGCAGUAUAGACCGAGGUGCUCAUUUUGAUCUGUUUGACUGAUUCAGAUCUGUAGCAGUGGAGGCUGCUGAGGGGAGGACGGCUCAUAAUAAUGGCCAGAAUGG
This is a messenger RNA of Salvelinus sp. IW2-2015, 1559 nucleotides long. Its product is annotated as zinc finger protein 135-like. The record is from RefSeq and is a predicted model, not a curated record. Lineage: Eukaryota; Metazoa; Chordata; Actinopteri; Salmoniformes; Salmonidae.